AUGCACUCCAUCUCUCUUAUUGCUCUUCUCGUUCUCAUCGCCGGAGCCUCUUCUCAAUGUUUCGGAGGAAACUGUGGAGGAUGUUUCGGAAAUAACUGUGGAUCAAGAGUCUCCGUGAUUCGUCUUCCAAACAACAACAGAUGUUCGUGCAACCCUUGUUUCGGAAAUGGAUGUGCUCCAAGAUGCAGCUACUGUCCAAACAACUUUGGAUAUUCUUCAUGUUGCAACAAUAACAACUUCUCUUGCUGUGGAUAUGGAUACCGUUAUCGUCGUCAAGCUAUCUCUGCUGCUGCUUCCGAUGUUUCUUCGAAUUAA
Messenger RNA from Caenorhabditis remanei, 315 nucleotides. RefSeq lists its product as uncharacterized. The coding region runs from base 1 to 315 and encodes 104 amino acids. Lineage: Eukaryota; Metazoa; Nematoda; Chromadorea; Rhabditida; Rhabditidae. The record is from RefSeq and is a predicted model, not a curated record. The transcript has 2 exons.